AGAAAGCUUAACUUGAGUACCCACUAUCUCUAACGUGGAAUCGCAUGUUAAAUGCAUACCUAGUAUUUACCUAGGUACCUAGUACCUAACUUGAAACUUCCAACAUUGAAGUUCGUAACAGCUUAGCAGCCCAAUUCUUCACACUUUUCCUUUUUAUAUUUCUCUUCUUUGGUCGCAUCAAUUGAUAGCACCAUCCUCAAGAAUCAUCAGAAUUCAUUUACGCGCCGUUGUUUUGUUAGUACCCUCGAAUCACAUUAUGGUCAAGCCUCUAAACGAUAUGUUUCAAGGGCAAGAAGAGUCUUCAUCAUCUAGUAGUUAUGAAGAACCUCAAGCUCAAGAUGAUGGAGACUCACAAAAAGGACACAACUUCGUGAGUGAUUUCUUGUCGAGGCUUGAGCACUUUACUUGGGCCAACUAUACAUUCCCUAUGUCUACCGGCGGCAUUGCUCUGUUGCUUGCAGAACAGACCCAAGGCUUCGUAUUUCCUGGCCUGCAGACAAUCGGGAAAGUCUUUUACAUAUUCGAUCUUGUUGUUUUCACCCUCGUCACGAUAUCCAUCAUUUAUCGCUUUGUUAAAUUCCCUGGCACUCUGAAGGCCUCCAUCACCCACCCUACAGAGGCCCUUUUCCUCGGAACGUCAACUCUCAGUUUAGCAUCGAUCAUCGCCGGUAUUGCCCGCUACGGAAUCCCCGCCUGCGGUCCAUGGCUGAUCACGGCAUAUCGAGUACUUUUCUGGAUAUACUUCCUCAUCACCUUUACAAUUGCCGUUGGACAGUACUCUCUACUUUUCACCUCACCGCUCUUGAGAAUACAGGAUAUGACACCAGCUUGGGAUCUGCCCAUCUUUCCUUUCAUGCUAUCUGGAACCGUCGCAGCUAGCGGCGCCGCGGUGCAGCCGCCGAAUGAAGCAAUGCCUAUGAUAAUUGCAGGUCUAACCGCUCAAGGACUUGGGAUGCUAGUAUCGAUUAUGAUGUAUGCGAGUUAUGUUCGGCGGAUGAUUCAAUGGGGUUUCCCAUCACCUAAUUCACGGCCAGGCAUGUUUAUAGCUGUUGGCCCGCCCUCUUUCACCAGCCUUGCCAUUAUCGGGCUCGCGAACGACUAUCCCAUACAUUACAACUACUUCGGCGCGGACUCUAUUACCAUACAGAUCUUGCGAGUCCUUGCAACCUUUACCGGCGUAUUCAUCUGGUCGCUUAGCCUCUGGUUCUUCUGCAUAUCUGUAGUAGCCAACCUUGCGAUUAGAAAGCAGUUGUCAUUCCACCUGAACUGGUAUGCUUAUGUAUUUCCGAAUGUUGGAUUUACGAUGGCAACCAUUACUAUUGGCAAGAGCCUACAUAGUCCCGGAAUUAUGGGAGUUGGCAGCGCCAUGACCCUGCUACUCAUCGCGAUGUGGGUAUUCGUAUUUAUCCACCAUAUGAAGGCCGUCAUCAACUGCGAAAUUUUGUUCGAGGGAAAGGAUGAGGAUCAUUAUGUGAACGAAAAAAAACACGCCCACGUCAAGCCCUUGAAGGAUGGGAGUGAUAUAGAAAAGGAGGCUUGACGUCCACCCCAUGGGCAGACCAUUGCACCAAUCCGAUCACCCCCGUGGAGAUCAAGUUUUGCGGACAUAUUGUACCGCACUUAUGUCUUACGAUGAGUAGAAAACGCAACGAUUUUAUGAUUAGUAACCUAGAAUUUAGUGUUGUCGUUCCGAAUUACGAGGUACACAACCAAGUUAUGAUGACGGCAAACCAACUUAGACAUUGGGGUAAUAGUAUAUAGUAACUGAUAAUAUAGAUUGUACAAAUACUUUUGA
This is a messenger RNA of Hypoxylon fragiforme, 1795 nucleotides long. RefSeq names its product voltage-dependent anion channel-domain-containing protein. The record is from RefSeq and is a predicted model, not a curated record. NCBI's taxonomy places the organism in Eukaryota, Fungi, Ascomycota, Sordariomycetes, Xylariales, Hypoxylaceae. Gene Ontology annotation, biological process: malate transmembrane transport. Bases 257 to 1540 code for a protein of 427 amino acids. Gene Ontology annotation, cellular component: membrane. The transcript has 2 exons. Gene Ontology annotation, molecular function: malate transmembrane transporter activity.